Molecule: messenger RNA, 2078 nt
Organism: Ictalurus furcatus (blue catfish)
Lineage: Eukaryota; Metazoa; Chordata; Actinopteri; Siluriformes; Ictaluridae
Gene: trip10b
Product: thyroid hormone receptor interactor 10b
Exons: 15
Coding region: 356-1903 (515 amino acids)
Biological process (GO): signal transduction
Molecular function (GO): protein binding
Source: RefSeq, a predicted model, not a curated record
UGUGGGGUUUUGGUCAGCAAGAUUGUGAUGUAUGUAUUUAUUUAAUUUAUUUAUUUAUGCAUGUUAGAAGUGUGAAAUUGGGGUGUGUCUGAGUGGGGGAAAAUGCAGACAGGCAGCCGAGCCGGUUUGUCCAGGAUCAGGAACUAUAGACUCUGAUGUGUGUGUGUGUGUGUGUGUGGUUGGGUUGGUGUGGAGACUGUGUUAAAAGUUGAGGAUCCUUUAAGACACUUGUCGUUGGAGAGGUGGGAGGUGCAGAGAGGACAGGCAGCAUAAAGUCGACCUUUGGAAUUGGACUGUCUCAGAUUAGAUUAGACCUUUUUGGAUAAGGAAGAUUCCUGGGCGAGAACUCAAAGCUAUGGACUGGGGCACGGCACUCUGGGACCAGCAUGAUGUGAUUGAGAAACACACUCAGUCAGGUCUGGACCUCAUCGAUCGUUAUGUGAAGUUCGUCAAAGAGAGAGCGGAGAUCGAGCAGAACUACGCCAAGCAGCUCAAAGCUCUUUGUAAAAAAUUCACCAGACGAGGCAGCAAAGAAGACCAGGAUAUGAACAGGUUCUCCAAUCAUCAGGCGUUUCAGGAGCUGCUGUGUGAGCUGAACGAGUGCGCAACACAGCGGGAGAGCAUGGCCGAGAACAUGAACGUGAACAUCUGCAUGGAGCUCAACAAGUACCUGCAGGAGCUCAAACUGGAGAGGAAGAGUUAUCUGAAUGAGGUGAAGAAAAUCCAACAGAACCUGGAGACCAGCUACAAACAGCUCGAGACCAGUAAGAAGCGCUUUGAAAAGGAAUGGAAGGAAGCAGAGAAAGCAAAUCUGCAAGCAGAGAAGGCAGAACAAGACCCCGCCUCCACCAAAGCAGAUGUAGACAAGGCCCGGAUCCACGCUCGUCAGCGUCUCGAUCACUCUGAUGAGUGUAAGAAUGAUUAUGCUGUGCACCUGCAGAAAUACAACAAUGAGCAGAACCGCGUCUACCACACAGAGAUUCCCACUAUAUUUAAUAAGCUGCAGCAGAUGGAGGAAGGGAGGAUCAGGAAACUGGCGGAAGGUUACGGCCUGUUGGCCGACACUGAGAGAAACACGCUGCCUUCGAUCAACCAGAGUCUGGAGAAGAUCAGCAUAUACAGCAGCAGCACAUACGAGAAACAGGAUUCACUGUCCCUCAUCGAGCAGUAUAAAUCAGGUCUGGCGCCCCCUGCUGAUGUGGAGUUUGAGGAUUAUAGUCAAGGAAUCAGACCUGCGGUUGUGGACAACACACACCACAUGCCGAAAGUCCGCAUCAAACAGCUGUUCAAAAAGAACAAGCAGGGUGGGACCGGUGACAAAAACAUGGCCCCUCCGUCAGAGGAUUUCUCCCACUUACCCUCAGAUCAGAGGAAGAAACGCCUUCAGGAGAAAGUUGAUGAACUCAAUAAGGAGCUGCAGAAAGAGACAGACCGGAGCGAGGGUCUGAAUAAGAUGAGACGUGUGUACGAGCAGAACAAUCAGCUGGGCGACCCGGCCAGUCUGGAGCCUCAGAUCAACGAAACCACACACAAUAUCAACCGACUGAGGGGGGAACUCUCCAGAUACCAGGCGUGGCUGGGUGAGGCCGGAGGGGUCUCUGUGCAAAACAGCAACCAAACCAGUCCACAUUACGUCCAGGUAAGUCCAACUUUCCAGAGUCCCCCCAAGCUGGUGCAUUCCCAGUUCCACAGCAGUUUUGAUGAAGACUUUGAUGAAGAUGUGCCCUUGGCCCAGUGCCUCGCCCUCUACAACUUUAACGGUACGAGAGAGGGGGAAGUGAGCAUGCAGGUCGGGGAGCGUCUCAGCGUGUUGGACGAGGACAUGGGAGAUGGUUGGGUGCGUGUGAAGAAGACAAACGGAGGUAUAGGAUACGUCCCUGCGUCCUACAUCCAGAUCAACUGAUCGCACACCACCCAUUUCUUCCCAGACGCACACCGUUUUCUGUACAUACGUGUUUGUAUAUACACAAAAAACCGUCGCUAUGAGGCUAAUGUACUGCAGCUAAUGUUCAUAAAAUACUGUAAAAAAGUCUGUUUAAAAGAAAUACACAAUAAUAAUAAAAUAUACACUAACCACA